Messenger RNA from Menidia menidia (Atlantic silverside), 2445 nucleotides. The record is from the annotation of a GenBank genome assembly. NCBI's taxonomy places the organism in Eukaryota, Metazoa, Chordata, Actinopteri, Atheriniformes, Atherinopsidae.
AUGCGUACCGCAGAGUUUUUGUUCUCCUAGCAACAGGCAAGCAAAAGAGACGUCGUUAUGGAUAAAUGGCAAUGAUGAUUCCAGGAUGUAGAUGGCAUGUACUGCAUGAAAUGAAUUGAUUUAGGUUCAUUCUAGUGGUCCUAUUGGAUCAUAGUCUGUUCUGUCUCUACGAUUCGGCCACGGGAACAAGCAAACGACGACCAGAUCGAGACUCUUUGCCAAGAAUGUCUUUUCAGGAGUCACCUCGGCACUCUGAGGAGGAGUCUUUCUACAUGCAGUGUAGAGCUGCAUACCUAGCUGUGUUCAGAUCUAGUUUGACCAACAUUACUUCAAAACAGCAGUUAUGUCGCGCUCUCCAGCAGGCAGGCAGAAACCCAUCCCAGGCCACGCUCACUAAAUACUGGACCACUAAAACAUCUAAACUAAACUUUGAUGACUUCUGUGAGAUUCUCAAAUGUGAGAGGAAAACAGAGGAGGCUGAGCUAGAGAGAGCUUUCAAAAAGAUGGAUGUAAAUGGUGAUGGAUACAUCACUCACAGUGCACUGGAGAAGGCUUUAACCACCAGGGGAGAGAAAAUGACAGCUGAGGAAAUCAGUGCUGUUUUCUCAAUAGCUGACAUCAACAAGGAUGGCAAACUUGAUUAUGUAGAAUUCUGCAGGCUGCUCGUGUCUACAGUGGAACAGUGUCAGAAGGCUGCCUUGGAGCAGCUUGAGGCCGAUGCCAAGCUGAAGAAACAGAACUUUGGAAGUCAGUUAUGCAGCCCCCCAAGCAGCUCUGUGCCAUCAGCAGCAGCGGGGGCAACUGGCAGUGCAGAAUCUGAAUCCACUCCUAAGAAAGACAGCCGAUCAUCCUCUCGUCCUUCUUCAGGGCGCAGCAGGCAGUCGUCUCUGUCAAACUCAGCCUCAAUGAGCAGCACCAAGACCAGCAGAAUCCCAGAGCCUCCAGGAUUGCAGGAGUGGCAGCACAGUAACAUGAGGGGAUGCUUCUUUGUAGAGAAUGAUGGAAGUAUCAGCUCCCUUCAGUACCUGCUCCAUGUGUCUCACACAACCAACGUCUACCUGACCAUUCAACCCCUGAGCCUAAGACCCGAGAAGCCUUUUUCGUUAAUGGCAGUAGACACAGCUCUUUUCGUCAUGUCACCUGGUGAAACCAAAGACAACUCAACGUUAAUAUGCUUCACCGAAUCUAAAGAUAAGGAGAAAUACUUCUGGAAAGGAGAGUUAAAGGAAGGGACAUACCACCUGCUUCCCUUUACCAGUGGCUGCAGACUGAAGAAACAAAGCAAAAAGAGCCCCUCAAGUAAACCUGUGGAACUAGUCUACAGGACUGACACUGGAGAGCUAGAUCUUACCAGGGAGCUAAGGGAGGUGCUCUCUAACAUUUUUGAUGUGAUCGACCUGGAUGGAAACGGUUUGAUCAGUCUGGAGGAAUAUAAUUUCUUUGAGCUGAGGACCAGUGGAGAGAAGUGUGAUAAAGAUGCCUGGGCUGUCUGCAAAGAAAACUUUGACAUGAGGAAGAACCAGCUAACGCGACAGGGUUUCAUGGAGCUGAAUCUGAUGGAGGCCACUGAAAAAGAAGGAGAUCCUGCAGAUCUGUGGAUCACCCUGGAAGCCAUGGGCUACAACCAUUUGCUGGAACUGGUGGAGGCGUGUCCAUUCCAGAUAGAUGUGUACUGUGAAGGCACGCAGCCAUCCCUACAGCCACACGUUUUAGAGUCUGGUCACAAGCUUCUGAACCAGGCCAUCCAGAAGUCCAUCACAGCUCGGACAGGAGCAAAAGCGCUGAAAGGACAUGACAACGUUUUAAUUUACACCUACAGAGGGGAGAACAGGAUUUCCUCCCUCAUUGCCAACAAGACCAAUCAGAAGGUGACUGUUCAUGUGAACAAUGAGCAGAGCAAGAACUGUUGCAGCAGCAGAGGCUUGACUGUGUUUGCUGUGGAAGUGCCAGCCAGGACAAAGAUGGUGUGUCAACAUGUACUUCCCAUCAAAGAGAAGCAAGACUGGACAUAUAACUGCGUGGAGACCAUACUACCUGACACAUAAAGCCCAGACGUCCAGCAGAGAUUUUGUAUGAAAGCUGUAUUAGGCUCCGAUCAUGAAUAUUUCAGGUGUGAUGAAAGAGGGAUUUUGGUGUGUUAUGUGUCAGCUGUCGUCGCUUUACGAAUGAAGAUAUUAUAAACUUAAAUGUUUCAGGCUUAAUCACAGCAAUAUUUAAUUAUGUUAAAGUAGCGGGUUAUUCCUGCUUCAUUUGUCAAAACCAAGAACCUUUGCCUUUUAAUAUGGUAAUAACAGCUUUCAGCUUCAGCUGUAGGAUUCAAAUUUCCUGUAAAGAGAGGAGAGAUGGUCGUGUUUUCUUUGAAUUUGCUCUUGUUGAAUGUGCCUUAGAUACUACGAAAAAUGUUGGAUUAAUUUUUUAGACUGAAUAAAUGUAUUAAUAGCAAGG